Messenger RNA from Suillus fuscotomentosus, 1918 nucleotides. Its product is annotated as major facilitator superfamily domain-containing protein. Gene Ontology annotation, molecular function: transmembrane transporter activity. Lineage: Eukaryota; Fungi; Basidiomycota; Agaricomycetes; Boletales; Suillaceae. The transcript is spliced from 8 exons. Gene Ontology annotation, biological process: transmembrane transport. Bases 282 to 1766 code for a protein of 494 amino acids. The record is from RefSeq and is a predicted model, not a curated record.
UGUCACUGCAAAUUUGAAUUUGAUGAGCAAACAUAUCUGCGAAUAUCGGACAAUAUUCACCUCAAGAGUCAACACGCUUGUGGCUUGGUACUCAUGCAUACGACCAGCAGACAGCAAGUGCUGCAGCUUCAAGCUUGGCUCAGCAAUCUGUAUGGUCUGUGCUAUCGGAGAGCUGACAUGGACACCCGUACCUUGCAGCUCAGACUCGGAAGUAACAUGUAACAGGCUAUGGGUACAAGUUCCUCGGCCGAUCUAUCUUCAGCUCUUUCUUGCGAACCAUCAUGUCCCAACAACAGAUGGACGAGGAGACGCCAUUAUUACAGCCCGUGAAGCAGAAGAAGGCUAGAACACCAUUACCUUGGCGUCAAUUCUCUAUCAUACUGUUUCUUCAGCUCGCAGAACCGCUCACUUCACAAGUCAUCGCUCCCUUUGCACCUCAGCUGAUAAGAGACAUUGGCAUCACGGAUGGCGAUGAAACUCGUGUAGGGUACUAUGUCGGAUUGAUGCUCUCUCUAUUUUUUGCCACACAAGCCUUGACCGUUCUCCAUUGGAGUCGUAUAUCGGACCACAUCGGACGGAAACCCGUCAUUUUGACAGGCCUGUUCGGAUUGUCCAUCUCAAUGUACUGUUUCGGCCUAUCUAGAACCUUUUAUGGGCUCGUACUAAGCCGUGCUCUAAAUGGUGCUUUGAACGGCAAUAUCGGCGUGAUUAAAAGUAUGAUGGUGGAGCUCACCGACUCCACUAAUUUGGCCCAAGCAUAUGCGUAUAUGCCGAUAGCUUGGUCAAGCGGUGGGGCCAUUGGACCUUUAAUAGGUGGUUCAUUAUCAAGACCGGCGGAUCGAUUUCCGAACAUCUUCGGACAUUCACAAUUCAUGAAGACCUAUCCCUAUUUCCUCGCAUGCGCUGUACCUGCUACCUUUUCUGUACUGGCUUGGAUUGUUACUUUUCUUUUCUUGCAGGAGACUGUACCUACUAGGGUGACCCUCUGGCAGUUACUAAAGGGGAAAAAUCGCGAACAUUCCGCUUCUCUCAAGGGCCCCGUAACUUCCACAGGGUCAACUGAUUCCCUCAGCACAGAAGAUACUUCUCAGCGUGCGAAAGCUGGUGGCUCCAAGCCGCUACCCCUUCGUUCGCUCUUGAUACCCAGAGUGAUCAUAGCUGCUGGAAAUUAUGCCGCUUUGUCAUUCUUUGACAUCGCAUUUCGUGCCGUGCAGCCUGUGUUUUUCGCCACACCGGUAGAGCUUGGUGGGCUGGGUUUAGAUCCCCCGCGCAUCGGCAACAUUCUAGCUAUCUAUGGUGUGAUCAACGGCUUAUUCCAAAUAUUUUUCUUCGCCGACCUCCAUGAUCGUUUCGGUUCGAAGACAAUCUAUUCUGUCUCAAUGGCUGUUGCAAUUCCGAUGGUCAUCACUCUUCCCAUCCUCAAUGCUGUAGCCAGAGUGCAGGGUUUAAGCCUCGCAGUGUGGGCGAUUGUUGGCCUGCAACUUGUCCUGUCGAUGAUAUUAAAUUUGGCGUAUUCUUGCGUAUUUAUUUAUAUUGCCGCGGCCUCUCCAAACCAGGCAUCGCUUGGUGCAACAAAUGGGAUUGCUCAGUUGGGUGUUUCGAUCGUGAGAACGAUCGGCCCCGCAUCGGCCACGUCCACGUUCUCGCUCUCUAUUCGAAACCCCCACCACGCCUGGAUAGUCUACUAUUAUCUGAUUGCCCUUGUUUGUAUGGGCAUCUGCACGUCCCUCUUACUUCCUCGACAGUUGUGGAAGAAUACCCAUUAACCAAUCUCACGCCCCGCCUAUGGUUUCUCCGGGGUCGCUGCUAGAGGUUAGGGGGAAAUUAUAUCUGCAUGAAUCAGACGUCUCCAUAGACAUUGUCAUCAAGUUUCAUGUUUCAAUAGUCUUGAUCUAUCACAUAUUUGAAACAAAGUUGU